UCACGUAUGUGCGGGUGGUGCCGCUGCGGAUCCGCACAAAAAUCCGUGCAGCCGCACCACCCGCACAGAGAAAUGCGGACCCGCAGGCGGGUGCCAUUAGUUCUAAUAGCAUGCCACCAGCACUGGAAAACACAACUGUACUGGGAACCGAGGUUCCCGUGUGGGCUGCGUUUUCCAAAGAAGUGCAGGACUUCUUUCCCUGCGUGUGAAUGAAUGAGCUCUUAUGCCCGUGCAAAACGCAGCCCGCCCACAUAUAUGUGAACCGCAGAGCUUACUAGGAGGCAAUCUAACGCUGGCUAUACACAAUUUAUAUUUUUGGUUCAAUCAAGCGGGUCAAAUAAAAAAAAAAAAAAAAAAAAAAAGC
Staurois parvus is the source of this 364-nucleotide messenger RNA. Lineage: Eukaryota; Metazoa; Chordata; Amphibia; Anura; Ranidae. The record is from the annotation of a GenBank genome assembly.